Molecule: messenger RNA, 1240 nt
Organism: Theobroma umbraticum
Lineage: Eukaryota; Viridiplantae; Streptophyta; Magnoliopsida; Malvales; Malvaceae
Product: YbaK/aminoacyl-tRNA synthetase-associated domain-containing protein
Molecular function (GO): aminoacyl-tRNA deacylase activity
Source: RefSeq, a predicted model, not a curated record
UCUAAACUCAUUGCCGAUUUCUAUUCGUUUGCAUUUCUCCUUCAUUUCAGCUUUGAGGCAGAAACUGACCAAUACAAUGGGUUCUUCCAAAGACCAGCUGCUUACUCGUUUAAAGGAGCUUCAAAUCGAUUUUUCCCAAUAUGAACAUCCUGUUGUUUUGACUGUCGAAACUCAGGCAAAAUACGUUGGGAAUAUGGGAGGUGCACUGAGCAAAAAUUUGUUCUUGAAGGACAAAAAGCAUAGGUACUAUAUUGUUUCUGCUCUUGCGGAUACAAAAGUAGAUUUGAAAGUUUUAUCUCAGAGGCUUGGUUUGGGAAAAGGGGGUCUAAGAAUGGCUCCAGAAGAGGCAUUGGGUGAGAUAAUUCAGGUGCCACUUGGAUGCGUUACUCCAUUUGCUGUAGUAAACGAAUCAGCAAGACAUGUCUCACUGUUGUUGGAUCAAGGAAUCAAAACUCAGGAGCGUUGCUUUUUUCACCCACUUUCCAAUGACAUGUCAAUCUCUCUUAAUGCCCAUGGUCUUGACAAGUUUCUCAAAUCAAUUGGGAGAGACCCAUCAUACGUUGAUCUAGAGGCUAACCCUCCUGUAGGGAAAGAUCAACCACCCGAUCUAGCUGCUUUUGUUCCGUCAGGUUCUACAGUUCUGCCAGAUCUUCCAGAUAAAGCACCUUCUUCACAAGAUUGUACUGGAAAUGAUGUUAGUGCGGGUGCUAAGUCUGCAGCAGUUACAGCAAAAGCUGUUAAGCCAUCUGGUAAUGUGCAAAAUAUUAAGGAGAAGCCAGUUAAGGGUGCGCAGCCAUCAAUUCCUUCUGCAGAUGCUGGGAAAUUUGUGGAAGAGCUUCUGGAUAAAACAUCUACCUUACUGCUUUCAGACAUAUCAGAGGAUUCCAUCAAGCAACAUGGUGGACAGCUUGGAACUGAGGUAGUAAACAAUAUUCAAAAAUGUCUCAGAGAAGAUCUGAAGAACCUUGCUACAAUAUUCAAGAACACAGCAUAUACAGAAGGUUUUUAUGCUGGUACUCACUAUCAACCUAAGCGUCUUUGAACUUGUUUGUGAUGGUUUAACCUUCUUGGACCAUUUUGCUUUCCGGAAAAAAAUUUGAAGCCAAAACAAAAAUCCAAAGGAGAAAACGAGUUGUCAUUUUUCCUCGUGACUUUUGUUUUCAUAGUUUUUAUCUUCAUCAAAACAUUUACUAUGUAUACCCUGUUUUUAGAAUCAGAUAAAGUUGCCUGUAUUUUUCAA